GAUUGUAGAGAUCGAAUAAACGCCAAGGGGCGAUCAACGUUGUACGAUUGAUGAGGAAGCCGAUGUCGAGGAUAUCGCGAGUUAACGUGCUCGCGUUAACUGUUGUGAUUCAAUAAGUUUUUUUUUUUGGUUUGUGGUGAAAAUUUAUCGGGUCACCCAGUGAUUUUUGUGUCUUUCGGAUUAUUCUUCAUCAUUCUGUUGAGUAUAUAAACGGAGGAGGAGAGAUAACGGCUUCAAGAUGAUGAAAACAAAGCAUCAGGGCCUCGUGGCCGAUCUCAUGCCCAACAUAAGGCUGAUGCAGAUCAGUGGACACUUUAUGUUCAAUUAUUAUGGGGAGGGAAAGAAGCUCAUGCACAAAGUCUACUGCAGUGUCCACCUAUUCCUGAUCAUCCUUCAAUUCGGAUUAUGUGGGAUUAAUCUGGCAAUGGAGAGUGGUGAUGUUGACGAUCUCACAGCGAAUACCAUCACAGUCCUCUUCUUCUUGCACUCGGUCGUCAAAGUCGUUUAUUUCGCUGUGCGAAGUAAACUCUUCUAUCGCACAUUAGCUAUUUGGAAUAAUCCAAACAGUCAUCCAUUAUUCGCUGAGAGCAAUGCGAGGUAUCACUCCAUUGCGCUCACCAAAAUGCGUAGGCUGUUGUUCUGCGUUGGUGCUGCUACUGUAUUGUCCGUGAUAUGCUGGACGGGUAUCACGUUCUUCGAGGAUCCUCACAAGACCAUUACGGAUCCCAUCACCAAUGAAACGAGUACUAUUGAGAUUCCGAGGCUCAUGGUGAGAUCGUUCUAUCCAUUCGAUGCUCGCCACGGUGUGGCCCACAUUGCAAUGCUGGUAUUCCAAUUCUACUGGCUCAUGAUCACCAUGGUCGACGCCAACUCCCUGGACGUUCUCUUCUGCUCGUGGCUACUAUUCGCUUGUGAACAACUGCAGCAUCUCAAGGCCAUCAUGAAGCCCCUGAUGGAACUCAGCGCGACCUUGGAUACCGUUGUGCCGAACAGUAGUGAACUGUUCAAGGCCGGAAGUGCUGAUCACCUGCGAGAAACAAACGGCACUCAGCCCUCAGCAACACCCCAACAAGGCGACAACAUGCUUGACUUGGAUCUACGAGGGAUUUACAGUAAUCGCCAGGAUUUCACCGCGACAUUCAGGCAAGCAGCCGGUAUGCAGUUCAACGGUGGAGUCGGACCCAACGGAUUGACCAAGAAGCAAGAGAUGCUGGUGAGAAGUGCGAUUAAAUACUGGGUUGAGCGACACAAGCACGUCGUGAGACUGGUGACCGCCAUUGGAGAUGCUUAUGGAGUUGCCCUUUUGUUCCACAUGCUGAUCACCACAAUCACCCUGACCCUGCUUGCAUAUCAAGCAACGAAGGUCAAUGGCGUCAAUGUUUAUGCUGCAACAACAAUUGGAUAUUUGCUUUACUCUCUGGGGCAAGUCUUCUUGUUCUGCAUAUUCGGAAAUCGUUUGAUUGAAGAGAGCUCGUCGGUGAUGGAGGCAGCCUACUCCUGCCACUGGUAUGAUGGCUCCGAGGAGGCCAAGACGUUCGUGCAGAUUGUCUGUCAACAGUGUCAAAAAGCCAUGUCUAUAUCGGGGGCCAAGUUCUUCACGGUAUCUUUAGAUCUCUUCGCCUCGGUUCUCGGUGCUGUUGUAACGUACUUUAUGGUGCUGGUACAGCUGAAGUAAAUUAUCGAUAGAAUGAAGGGUCAUUGGAAGGGUUUCAAAACGGAAAUCAAUAGGGGAACAACGAAAAGGGGAGAUAGACAAAGAUCUCAGACAAUUCAACAAUUUUCUCAUCAAGCUUUUGGUCCUUACCAUACUGGGUAUCUUUUUAAAUUUCCUGGUUGAAAUUUUCACCAUCAUCUGCGGUAUUAUUGUGUUAUUGAUUCUUGGGGAGAGAGAAAAGAAGAAAAUGAUAGAGAAAUAUUGUAGAGUUUAUUCCGUCUUCUUUUCUCAUUUAUAUUUAACUUUGUAAUGAGCGGAAGCAGAUUCAAGGGGUUGAAAGAGGGGGGAAGUGGUGUGGGAGGGGGAGGGGAUGUUUUUACUAGGGAUCACGGUUAUUUGAAAUUUAAAUAUUAAGAAGCACAGAGUUUAAUUCUGUAUACAACCGGCACAUUUGAGAUUUUGGGGGGAAAAUAUUACGCUAUUUAUAUUAUAGAUAAUUUCAUAAAUUUUGUAACUUAUUGAAACAGAGCGCAAGUUUUGAAUUUUUUCAUAGUAAUCGUAAACUAUUCCCUACAAUAGUCAUACAAUUAGCAACUAAUGGAAAUACAAAAUAAAAAUGUGACCUUCAAGUUGACAUCAGUAGAUAUUCCGACGAAAAACUUGCGCUCUGCUUUUCGCUCUGUCGUGUGUUUUUUUUUUGUUCCAGAGAAUAUUUGUGAGUGUAAAUAAAUAUUAUUAUUGAAUAUUUAAAAGUGAAGAUUAAACAUUCAGAUAUCGUGAGGAUGACCAUAUACAAGUAAAAGAAAAAUGAAAUUUUAUCACAGUCAAGUUGUAAUAUACGAAAAUCCACGAGUUACUUAAUCUCCUGUUAUAAUUGUGAUUUAUGAAAAAUAAUUCCCCGAAUACUUUUAUUUCAUUUUCUGUUUGUUUAUUCUUGUAUUUAAAUAAUAAAGGGUUUUUUAAAAUAUAAUUUCGUGUCUUACUCGGUUCGCCGUCCACUUACUUUUUGCCCUAUUUACACAUUCACGUACACAUUUAUUCAGAAUAAAGAACUUUGUCGUUUUCCCUCUUAUAUUCUAACGAUGAGGAGAAAAAUUAAUUCAUGUCGCAUUUCAUUUUAGUUUUCGAUCUGUUG
Molecule: messenger RNA, 2789 nt
Organism: Diachasma alloeum
Lineage: Eukaryota; Metazoa; Arthropoda; Insecta; Hymenoptera; Braconidae
Gene: Orco
Product: odorant receptor coreceptor
Exons: 8
Coding region: 239-1675 (478 amino acids)
Biological process (GO): detection of chemical stimulus involved in sensory perception of smell; sensory perception of smell
Cellular component (GO): plasma membrane
Molecular function (GO): olfactory receptor activity; odorant binding
Source: RefSeq, a predicted model, not a curated record